UCCCGGGAGUGGGACAUGGCGCUGCUUCGGUUCCUGCUGCUGCGGGGCCGCUGCGGCUGGCGGGCUAACCCCGCGGCGUGGGCCCGGCCUCGGCCCCGGGGCCCGCAGGGCCUUCUGUCACAAACACUUUCUCCCACGUGUCGAGGUCUGGGUGGAGUCCUACUGAAACAGCGCCUCAUUCGAGAUCCAGCCAGGCUUUGGAAUCUCUUGGGUAGCACUUACUAUUUCACUACUUCAAGCUGCCAAAGGAGUAACCAUAAGAAUGGAGGAUUCAAAAAGAAAUCUCCAAAGGAGGAGGAGGAGGAAGAGAAGCGCAGGAGAAGGGAAAAUCAGAUGCACCUUGAACGCCUGCGGGCUCUGCUCAUCAUUACUUUAAUAGUGCUGCUGUUUCGAUUCACGGUCAGCGAGAACAGAGAAGGGACCAGCAUCUCCUGGAAUUACUUCAUCAGUGAGAUGCUGUCAAAGGGGGAGGUCCAGAGGAUCGAAGUGGUUCCAGAGAGCGAUAUUGUGGAGAUCUACCUGCACCCGGGAGGCACUCCGCGUGGACAAGUGAACGUUACCCUGCUGUACACCAUGCGAGUGGCAAACAUUGACAAGUUUGAAGAGAAGCUGAGAGCUGCGGAGGACGAGCUGAAUAUUGAUGAGAGAGAGAGAAUCCCUGUUUCCUACAAACACCCCGGCUUUUAUGGAAAUGAUGUCAUUUCCCUGGUAGUGACACUUGUGGCUGUGUCCAUGCUGUGGAGCCUCUUCCGCCUCAUAAGGGUUGCGGGCCGGGCAGGAGGAUUCAAUGCUUUUAAUCAGCUGAAAAUGGCUCGUUUCACCAUUGUGGAUGGAAAAUCCGGGAAAGGGAUUGGCUUCAAGGAUGUAGCAGGAAUGCACGAGGCAAAAAUGGAAGUCAAAGAAUUUGUGGACUACUUGAAGAAUCCUGAUCGCUACCUGCAGCUCGGUGCCAAAGUGCCCAAGGGUGCCUUGUUGCUUGGACCACCAGGCUGCGGGAAGACGUUGUUGGCCAAGGCAGUGGCCACAGAAGCACAGGUGCCUUUCUUGGCCAUGGCAGGCUCCGAAUUUGUGGAGGUGAUAGGAGGUCUGGGAGCUGCACGAGUCCGCAGCCUGUUCAGAGAAGCGCAGGCUCGUGCACCCUGCAUUGUGUACAUCGAUGAAAUUGAUGCUGUGGGCAAGAAGCGCUCAACUAAUGUGUCUGGUUUCGCCAAUGCUGAGGAGGAGCAGACCUUAAAUCAGCUGCUGGUGGAAAUGGAUGGAAUGGGGACCACAGAUCACGUCAUAGUGCUGGCUUCCACCAACCGUGCUGAUGUUUUGGAUAAUGCCUUGAUGAGACCUGGCAGGCUUGACAGACACAUCUUCAUUGAUCUUCCAACACUCCAGGAGAGAAGAGAGAUCUUUGAGCAGCACCUGAAGGGUCUCAAGCUGAUCCAAGAUGCCAGCUUCUACUCGCAGCACCUUGCUGAGCUGACUCCAGGCUUCAGUGGAGCAGACAUAGCAAAUAUAUGCAAUGAGGCUGCUCUCCACGCUGCCAGAGAAGGCCACAAAUCCAUUGAUACUUCCAACUUUGAGUAUGCUGUGGAAAGAGUCAUUGCAGGCACUGCCAAGAGAAAUAAAAUCCUGUCACCUGAAGAGAGGAAGGUGGUGGCGUUUCACGAGUCGGGCCACGCGUUGGUCGGCUGGCUGCUGGAGCACACGGAGGCAGUGAUGAAGGUUUCCAUUGCCCCUCGGACAAAUGCAGCACUUGGAUUUGCCCAGAUCCUUCCAAGAGAGCAGUACCUCUUCACCAGGGAGCAGCUGCUAGAGAGGAUGUGUAUGGCGCUGGGAGGGAGAGUGUCUGAAGCCAUCACCUUUAACAAAGUCACCACAGGAGCACAGGAUGACCUGAAGAGGGUGACCAAGAUAGCCUACUCCAUGGUGAGGCAGUAUGGGAUGGUGCCCAGCAUCGGGCAGAUCUCCUUUCCGGAUGGGGAGAGCACAGUUGGAAUUGGCCGGCGCCCCUUCAGCCAGGGCCUUCAGCAGAUGAUGGACCACGAAGCAAAAGUGCUGGUGGCUCAGGCCUACAGACGCACAGAAAAACUCCUAUUGGACAACCGAGAUAAGCUGCAAACACUGUCUAAUGCCCUACUGGAGAAAGAAGUGAUAAAUUAUGAUGACAUUGAAGCUUUGAUUGGGCCUCCACCCUACGGGCCAAAGAAAAUGAUAGCUCCUCAGAGCUGGCUUCAAGCAGAGAGAGACAAGCAAGACACUCGAGAUGAAGAAGUGCCCCAGCAGCCACCAAACCAUGAGGAGGAGGAAGAACCACGCCUGAGGCCAGUGUGAAGGCCACUCCUGAUGCAGAACGGGAGGACUCUAGAAGCUUCUUUUGAACACAAACCCUUCCUCUUCUCAGCUCUGAAAUCAAAAAUAAAGAGCAGGGCAUCUCUGUGUUGCUACUUCCCUGAAAUUAAA
This is a messenger RNA of Centrocercus urophasianus (Greater sage-grouse), 2451 nucleotides long. RefSeq names its product SPG7 matrix AAA peptidase subunit, paraplegin (gene SPG7). NCBI's taxonomy places the organism in Eukaryota, Metazoa, Chordata, Aves, Galliformes, Phasianidae. Gene Ontology annotation, molecular function: zinc ion binding; metalloendopeptidase activity; ATP binding. Bases 16 to 2322 code for a protein of 768 amino acids. Gene Ontology annotation, biological process: protein-containing complex assembly; mitochondrial protein processing. The record is from RefSeq and is a predicted model, not a curated record. The transcript is spliced from 17 exons. Gene Ontology annotation, cellular component: membrane; m-AAA complex.